Messenger RNA from Delphinapterus leucas (beluga whale), 2084 nucleotides. The record is from RefSeq and is a predicted model, not a curated record. NCBI's taxonomy places the organism in Eukaryota, Metazoa, Chordata, Mammalia, Artiodactyla, Monodontidae.
AUGAGCUCCGUGAUCCCCCUGAAGGAAUCGGAGCACAAGCUGCUGCCUCUGCACUUUGCGGUGGACGCCAGGGAAGGCCUGAUCCUGUCGCUAGAAGCCAAGCUGAACCUUCUGCACAGCUACAUGAAUCCGGAGUCCCCGACGGCCUCGGCGGGGGAGGACGUGCAGUCCCUGACCGACUCGCUGGACUCGGACCGCGACUCGCUGUGCAGCAACUCCAACAGCAAGAACGGCAAGGACAAAGCGAAGGAGAAGCAGCGCAAGGACAAGGACAAGACCCGCGCGGACUCCGUGGGCAUCCAGCUGAAGAAGAACAUGGGCGGCCUGGUGCACGGCCCGAUGAGCCACUCCAAGUCAGCCAACGGCAAUCACGGCGACGCGCCCGAGCGCGGCAAGGAGAAGGCCAGCGCGCGCAAGGGCAGCGAGGAGGAGUCGGGAGCCUCGGCCAGCACGUCGCCUUCGGAGAAGACCACGCCGUCGCCCACGGGCAAAGCAGCAGGCGCGUCGCCAGCCGACAAGGGCGGCGGGCCCCGCGGCGAUGCCCGGAAGUACAGCACGGACGUGAAGCUGAGCCUCCACAUCCUGCGCGCCGCCAUGCAGGGCGAGCGCAAGUUCAUCUGAGCCGGCCUGCUGCUCACCAGCCACCGGCACUAGUUCCACGAGGAGAUGAUCGGCUACUACCUGACCAGCGCGCAGGAGCGCUUCAGCGCCGAGCAGCGGCGCCGCGACGCCCCUGCCGCCUCCACGGCCAAGGGGCCGCCGCGCAGGCCUGAGGCCGAGGGCGGGCGGAGCCCCGAGCGCGCCUCGCCGGGCCCCACGCAGCUGGUGCUCAAGCUCAAGGAGCGCCCGAACCCCGCGGCGAAGGGGUCACGGGCGGCGCCGCGCGGCGCGGCCUCCACGGGCCCCGGCGGCGGCGGNCGGCGCGCGGGCGCCAGCGGACCGGUCCCCGGGGGCAGCCCCCCGGCGCCGGGGCGCCAGAGCGUUAUCCACGUGGAGGCGGAGGCGCGCGGGACAAGGCGUGCUGCGGCCUUGGGCGUGCUGCGGCCGUGCGCCUUGUACCCGCGGCAGAGCCGCGAGCUGUCGUCGCUGAGCUACAGCCCGGCGCGCGCCGCCACCCUGCGCACGGUCAACACGGUCGAGUUGAUGGCGCCCGUCCCAGGGGCCUUGCCCGGCGCGGCGGGGGCGGCAAGCUCUGCCGAGCGCAAGUCGCAGACCUACGCCAACGGCUUCGGCUCGGCGCGCGACGGCCUGGAGUUCGCCGACACGCCGGCCGCGCGCUCGAACGGUGUGGGCGGCCCGGACGGCCGCCAGCGAGAGAAGUGCGCGUUCUACGGGCGCGCCGAGACCGAGCACUACUGCUCGUACUGCUGCCGCGAGGAGCGUCGGCGGCGGCGGCGGCGCUAGGCGCCCGCGGCCCCGCCCUGAGCGCGCGCCGCGGCCCCGCUGGCCGGGCUGUCCUCUCAGUGCUGUAGCUGUCUCCUCCGCUCCCUGGUCCACCGGGAAGCCGGCGAUCCUCAGUACGUGCUGUGUACGUGUUUGGUCAGAUGUUCCUAAUGGUGCCUGAACCUACACUGACGCCACUCAGGUAGUAGAGCGAUAGGAAACAGCCAUGCUGUUGGAAGUGGGUGUGCUAUCUAGCACCUGCCUCGUACCUAUGGAAACUGAAGUGCCAUUGCAAGAGUAUUUUUGUUCCUCAAUAAGAGAAGUAAAGAAAUUUGCACCCCUUUGUUUUUAGAAGGGAGUGUUUUACAUGCCUCUUUUGGGGGGGUGGCGGGGGCUUUUUUCUCUAACCCGGCGACUGACCUCUUACAUGUAGCGGUCACCUGCGUGCGAUCGGUGCCACCCAGGGUUUCAAAGCGAACGCGCGGCCCCGGGACCGCGGUGGCGGCUCUGCCUCGGGCUCCCUCCCACCUGUGCCCCUCCCGGGCCCCUGGAGGACAGGACUCUUGGCCGCCCGCUGGCGCCCGGGUGGUCUCUGUGGCCCUUUAGAAAUACGCGGCUCCACCUCAUAAGCACAACCUCCUCCCACAGCCCCCGGCUCGAGCGAUAUUCACACUGCCCUCAAAGCCGCGGGCGUCUGUAGG